Exophiala spinifera is the source of this 1317-nucleotide messenger RNA. RefSeq lists its product as uncharacterized. Bases 1 to 1317 code for a protein of 438 amino acids. The record is from RefSeq and is a predicted model, not a curated record. The transcript has a single exon. Gene Ontology annotation, biological process: steroid biosynthetic process. Gene Ontology annotation, molecular function: 3-beta-hydroxy-Delta5-steroid dehydrogenase (NAD+) activity. Lineage: Eukaryota; Fungi; Ascomycota; Eurotiomycetes; Chaetothyriales; Herpotrichiellaceae.
AUGACAGAAGUAAGGGACGCCCGGUCUUAUGGCACCAUCCUAGUCGUUGGAGGCUGCGGCUUUCUUGGGUCUAGAGUGGUCGACCAGUUGCUCAACUUCCCCUCAGAGCAGCAGCAACCCAACGCUGUGGCCUCAAGCGAGCCAGCGUCAUCCGCCAAUGGCGCAGUUUCGAGCAAAGCUGCGAACGGCGCAGCCUUAGAUCCUACAAGCCCUGUGUUCCCCUUUCCCAGCCUAGGGUCGCGAUAUCCUCGAACGUCCUCCUCGACGAAAGUCCAUGCGCUCGACCUCCGAUGCACCCAACACAUUUUCCCCGGCUGCACGUAUCAUGAAGGGGACAUCACGUCGGCCGAGAAGCUGCUGGAGGUCUUUCGUAAAGUAAAGCCGGACGUCGUGAUCAACACUGCCAGUCCGUCAUGGGAGGCGCCGGCGGAUAUCCUGCGCAAGGUGAACAUUGACGGCACGCGCACGCUCCUCGAGGUUGCCGGGGGCAAGCACGGCGACUGGUCCGGUGGGAAAGGGGGGUGCAAGGUGUUCGUGCACACGUCCAGCGCCAGCGUCGUGCACGAUGGUGAUUCGGACCUGAUCAAUGCCGACGAGCGGUAUCCCCUCGUCUGCCCGAACCCGCGCGAAUACUACUCUGAGACCAAAGUGCACGCGGAGCGACUGGCGCUCGCGGCCAACGACACGGAAGAGUACGGCCACAUGCUCACCUGCGCCGUUAGGCCCGCGGGGAUAGUGGGCGAGGGCGACCGCGCCGGCUUCAGCGGAGGCAUUCUGAACACGGCCAAGGGCGCUCCGAGCUGGCAGCUGCACAUCCAGCUGGGCGAGGGGUUCAAUCUGUUCGACAACACCUACGUGCACAAUGUCGUCCACGGGCUCUUGUGUGCCGCCACGGCGCUGUUGCAGACGCAUCAGAGACGGCAAAAAGGGGGCGCCAUGGCGCUGGACUACGAGCGGGUCGAUGGAGAGGCGUUCAACCUCACGAACGACAGCCCGGCUUACUUCUGGGACGCCACGAGGUUUCUGUACACCGGGUACGGCAGGGACAUCCGUAUGGAAAAGGUCUGGACCAUCCCGACCGGGUUGGCGAGCUUCGUAGGCGGCGCCGCCGAGCUGUUCAACUACCUCUCGGGUCGCAAGGGCAAGUUGAACAGGCAGACUGUCAAGUAUACUGUGAUCCAUCGAUACUACAGCUGCGAGAAGCUAAAGGCACGAACGGGAUACAUACCUCUCGUGCCCAUUGAUGAAGGGCUUGCAAGAGCGGUUUGGGAGUUCAAGGAAGGGGAGAGGAUGGAGCGAGAGAAGAAGGGACAGUGA